UCGGCGUGUGGUGCACCUGUUUUACGUAUAAUUUGGGAUAUUAGACCGCUGAAAUGCUCUGUUUUCAUCAGUGUCACCAAUAGCCAAACGAAAAGGUUCAAAGGACCUUCUCGUUGGGCCCACGGGGACGUCGAUUCGGUUUGUUUAAAGGUUCAGGAUGUGUUGAUUUUUUUUGUCGGGGUUCAGCAGUGAGACAGCAUCUUUGCCGGGUGACACAUCAUUAUCAGUGCGAGUGGACAAGCCACACAGGACACCAUGUCUGACAAAAGUGACCUAAAAGCGGAGCUGGAGCGCAAGAAGCAACGCCUUGCCCAAAUCAGGGAAGAAAAAAAGAGAAAGGAGGAGGAGAGGAAGAAGAAAGAGGUAAGGAAGAAAUCCGAGGGCCAGCAGAAGAGAGAGAUGACCCCAGAGGACUCAGACUUGGACCGGAAGCGCAGGGAGACCGAGGCCCUGCUGCAGAGUAUUGGCAUCUCACCGGAACCUCCACUAGUGCCAACCCCUGUGUCCCCCUCCAAAUCAGUGAGCACACCCAGUGAGACAGGAAGCCAGGAUUCAGCUGAUGGAGGAGCAGCAAGCAGGUCAGGUUUCUCUAAAAACAAGUCCCAAGCACAGACCUCAAGGACGCUGCAGUGGGACACAGACCCCUCUGUGCUGCAGCUGCAGGCUGAUUCUGAGCUCGGGCGUAGGAUGCAGAGACUCGGGGCCUCCAAGAUCACACAGGUAGACUUUCUUCCCAAAGAGGUGGUCUCUUACAGCAAAGAGACACAGACCCCGAUCACCGCCCACCUGUCUGAAGUAGAGGAGGAAGAGGAAGAUGAAGAGAUGAUGGAAGCCAAACCAGGCCCAGAGUCGGAGCAGCAGGAUGAUGAUGACAACAGGGAAACCAAAGACGGCUCAUUUCCCAUACUGCGGGAGAUGACAGAGGAGGAGAGGCAGCAGAUCUUACACUCCUCUGAGUUUCAGAGCUUUUUCGACUGCAGCAUCAGGGUGAUGGAGAGAGCUCUGGCCGAAGACAGCAACAUAUUCUUCGACUACAGUGGCAGGGACCUGGAGGACAAAGAGGGAGACUUGGGUACCGGCUCCAGCCUCUCCUUUAGCAGACUCUUCUAUGAUGAACACUGGUCCAAACAUCGCGUGAUCACCUGCCUUGACUGGUCCCCGCAGUAUCCUGAGUUACUGGUCGCCUCUUAUAACAAUAAUGAAGAUGCUCCACAUGAACCUGAUGGUGUCGCCCUUGUGUGGAACAUUAAAUUUAAGAAAGCCACUCCAGAGUACAUCUUUCACUGUCAGUCUCCUGUAGUAUCUGUGGGCUUUGCCAGGUUUCAUCCCAACCUGGUGGUGGGUGGGACAUACUCUGGACAGAUCGUCCUGUGGGACAACCGCAGUCACCGUCGGACCCCCGUCCAGAGGACUCCUCUGUCUGCUGCUGCACACACUCACCCAGUGUACUGCGUAAACGUGGUCGGUACGCAGAACGCCAACAACCUGAUCACUGUGUCUACAGACGGCAGGAUGUGCUCCUGGAGUCUGGACAUGCUCUCCCAGCCACAGGAGACCAUGGAGCUGGUGUAUAAUAAAUCCAAACCAGUGGCGGUGACAGGCAUGGCUUUCCCCACGGGGGACGUUAACAACUAUGUGGUCGGCAGUGAGGAGGGCACUGUGUACACUGCAUCCAGACACGGCAGUAAGGCCGGUAUCUGUGAGAUGUUUGAGGGCCACCAAGGACCAGUCACGGGUAUCAGCUGCCACAGUGCAGUGGGCACUGUUGACUUUUCCCACCUCUUCAUCACUUCCUCCUUUGACUGGACCGUGAAACUAUGGAGCACCAAGCACAAUAAGCCUCUGUACUCGUUUGAGGACAACGCAGACUAUGUAUAUGACGUCAUGUGGUCACCCGUGCACCCUGCAAUCUUCGCCGCCGUGGAUGGCAUGGGCCGCUUAGACCUGUGGAACCUCAACAACGACACAGAGGUACCGACUGCUAGUGUGACCAUUGAGGGGGCAUCAGCACUCAACAGAGUCCGCUGGUCAUCAGGAGGGAAGGAGGUAGCUGUGGGCGACUCAGAAGGUCGAGUCUGGAUCUACGAUACUGGAGAGCUGUCAGUGGUUCACACUGAGGACUGGGGGCGGUUCGCUCGUACCCUGAUGGAGAUCCGUGCUAACAGGGCAGACGGCGAGGAGGAGGGGCCUAUGGAGCUGGCUUCAUAGAGCGGGGGACUCCAAACCAAAGCGGGGGGAGAAUCAGACGCCUGGCGUGCUUCUAUCGGUGUCACUGUAGCAUGAGCUUCUCACUCACGGUUCUGUUUCUUCACUUUUCUGUGCCGUUAGCAUCGGGUCCGAACACGGCCGAGCUUUCAUCGUAUUUCUGUGUUUACUGUCCUCCAACUGCAGUCUGUCCGUUUGCGAGUAAACUGUUCUCUCUACUGAUCUGUCCGACUUUAUUUAUUUGUCUAACGACUUACAGUGACGUGUUGCUUGCAACCUGUGAGCCUGCAGUAUUUACGAAGUGGCAGUCUUUCAGCCUUAUGAAGUUCUGUGUACUGUAACAAUGCUUUGCACUACUGUGAAAAUAAAGCAGGGUCCAUAGACUAGUCAUGUAUUGUUUACAAACUGUCAUGUUCACUUUAUGUUGUGCUUUUUUCUCUGUAUAAUGAUGCCUGCAUGCAACACAUUCCUGAAGUAUUACAGAUGCAUAAACAUGAGAGCUGGUUGUUAUGGUGACGUUUUGGCGUGUGUGUGUAGGUGUGUGAGGGUGUCAGAAACUGAACAAGGAUUGGCACUUUGUAUUUUGUUGUUUUAAACUGGAGCAACAACUGUAUAUUAUUAAUGAGCUGCAACGAUG
Molecule: messenger RNA, 2842 nt
Organism: Cheilinus undulatus (humphead wrasse)
Lineage: Eukaryota; Metazoa; Chordata; Actinopteri; Labriformes; Labridae
Gene: dync1i1a
Product: cytoplasmic dynein 1 intermediate chain 1
Exons: 18
Coding region: 256-2208 (650 amino acids)
Biological process (GO): transport along microtubule
Cellular component (GO): cytoplasmic dynein complex
Molecular function (GO): dynein heavy chain binding; dynein light chain binding
Source: RefSeq, a predicted model, not a curated record